This is a messenger RNA of Prunus persica (peach), 2175 nucleotides long. Its product is annotated as probable LRR receptor-like serine/threonine-protein kinase At3g47570. The transcript has 2 exons. NCBI's taxonomy places the organism in Eukaryota, Viridiplantae, Streptophyta, Magnoliopsida, Rosales, Rosaceae. Gene Ontology annotation, molecular function: protein kinase activity; ATP binding. Bases 870 to 1727 code for a protein of 285 amino acids. The record is from RefSeq and is a predicted model, not a curated record. Gene Ontology annotation, biological process: protein phosphorylation.
AAAUUUGGAGGGAUGUUGCCCACAUCUAUAGGAAACUUGUCGACCACUCUUGUUGGAUUUGAUGUUAGUUUCAAUCAGAUACAUGGAGGCAUCCCAAAUGGGAUAGGCAAUCUUUUUAACUUGAAUAUUCUGUUUAUGAACUAUAAUCAAUUUACAGGAAACAUCCCUGCUGAUAUUGGGAGGCUUCAAAAAAUAGGGAGGAUAGGUUUGGACAACAACAAAUUAUCAGGGCACAUCCAAUCCUCUGUUGGGAAAUUAACAGAGUUAACCACACUAGAAUUACAAGGAAGUGAUCUCGGGGGCAGCAUCCCUCCAAGUUUGGGGCAAUGUCGAAAGCUACUUCUGUUGAAACUUUCUCAAAAGAAGCUUAGUGGUUCAAUAACCCAACAAGUUUGGGGUCUCUCAUCCUUGUCAGUGGUUUUGAAUCUAUCUCAAAACCACUUGACUGGUUCCCUACCCAUGGAAGUAGGAAAUUUGAAAGGUCUAAGUUCAUUGGACCUUUAUGAUAACAUGUUAUCUGGGGAACUUCCCAGAAAUCUUGGCAAGUGUGAAAGUUUAGAAGUCCCCAGGUUGCAAGGCGACUCCUUCCAAGGGACCAUUCUUUUGCCUUUCGAAACAUUGAGAGGAAUUCAAGUUUUGGAUCUUUCUCGAAACAAUCUGUCGGGCAAGUUUCCACAAUACUUGGAGGGUUUACGUUUGCUGAAUUUGAAUAUAUCUUUUAAUGAUUUUGAGGGCAUGCUGCCGGUGGGAGGUGCCUUCAAAAAUACCAGUGCAACUCUGUUGUUGGAAACAGCAAGCUCUGUGGCAGUGUUGUUGAAUUCCACCUGCCCAAAUGCAACUUUCCAUCCAAAGAAUCCAAGAAAAGGAGGAUGACCCUUGCUUUGAAAUUAAUAAUAUGUAUAGUCCCUGCCCUUGUGUUAAUCAUCCUGGUCUUGUCUCUCCUAUAUCUACGCCCAUUAAGUAAGAAGCUAAGAAAAGAGCAUGCCCCAAGCAAUUUGGAGAAAAUUUUGCCAGUGUCAUAUGCCGCUCUUGUAAAAGCUACCGAUGGGUUCUCUUUGACUAAUUUGAUUGGUGUGGGCAGUUUUGGAUCUGUGUACAAAGGAGUUCUUGAUGAUGGUGGAGCUCUGUUGGUUGCCAUAAAAGUGUUUAACCUAUUACGGCAGGGAGCUUCGAAGAGUCUCAUAGCAGAGUCUGAGGCUUUGAGAAAUAUCAGGCAUCGAAAUCUCGUCAAGAUUAUUACUGCAUGUUCUAGUGCUGAUUUUCAAGGUAAUGAUUUCAAGGCUCUGGUUUAUGAGUUCAUGGAAAAUGGGAACUUAGACGAGUGGUUGCAUCUGCCUACUAGAACAAAAGAGGUAAGAGACAAAUCCAAGAGUAUGAAUCUUCUUCAGAGGCUGAACAUCGCCAUUGAUUUUGCCUGUGCACUAGAUUAUUUUCAUAAUCAUUGCGAAACUCCAAUCGUUCAUUAUGAUCUCAAGCCAAACAAUGUUCUUUUAGACAAUGAAUUGACUGGACAUGUUGCUGACUUUGGGCUAGCAAGAUUUCUCUCAAAGUUAUCAAGUAACAUUUCUGCAAAUCAAACAAGUUCCAUUGGAAUAAGAGGAUCAGUUGGCUAUGCCACACCAGAGUAUGGAAUGGGAAGUGAGGUGUCAACAUAUGGGGAUGUGUACAGCUUUGGCAUUCUCUUGUUAGAGAUGUUUACUAGGAAGAAACCCACUUUGACGGCUUGAACCUUCAUAAUUUUGUGAAGAUGACUCUUCCUACAGAGAUUGCAGAUGCGGUAUUAUUUCUUCAAGGAGGCAUUGAGGACACUCCCAAGCAACGCACCGCAACUGCACAAAAAUUGGAGGAGUGUUUGAGUUUGAUAUUUAGAACUGGAAUUGAGUGUUCUGCAGAAUCCUCAAGAGACCGACAGGGCAUCAGUGCUGCUGCAUCUGCAUUGCGCUCCAUUAGGGACGUUCUUCUUCGAUAAAAGCUUCAAACUUAUGCUACUCUUUGGUGUGAAGAAGAUUACUACUGCAUCUUGUCUUAAGUCUCUCUCUAAAAACACUUGGAUCUUAUUAGGAUUAUAGUGGUAAUCGAAUUUGUUCUGUUAUCUGUUCCUCUGCACCGGUCCGAUUGCAUCUAAUGAUGUUUCCUUUCCCACUUUAUGUAUAUGAUGAACUCACCACAUUAACA